CUCGCGGGCUCUGCCUGCUAUUGAACGAUUGCGAUUCCGCGGCGCGGGCGCCGGCCGCUCCUUUGUAUCCGGCUGCGGCCACUCGGACUUGGGGACCUGGGCAGGCAGCGCGUCCCCCACGUCCGCCGGACUCGGGGAGCCGGCACGUGUGGGGCCGGGCCCGCCGAGGGGCGGGGGCGCGGCCUUUUUUCUUUUUCUUUUUUUCCCCUCCCACCGAGUGUGGCAGGAGGAGGAGAAAGGAGUAGGAGGAGGGGCAGCGGCAGCUGUGGGAGGCGACAGCUGCCCCGCCGAGGAGGCGCGGCGCCGAGGGGCAGCGGUCAUCCGAAUCCACUCGGGCUUGAAGUCCUGCCCCGCGCCCGGCCGCCCUCGGAAGGGGGCCGCCCGCCCUGUCCCCGGGCACUCCUUGAUCGCUCGUCCGUGCGCUCCCCCCACCACCCCCGCCCGGGCUCCCCCCGGUCCCCGGCCCGCUCGCUCGCUGGCUCUCCGGGCUCGGGCUCUGCGUCGGCCGCGCCGCGGUGGAGGCGCGCGAGGGGGAUGAGCACAUUGCGGGUAAAUACGCCGCCCUCGCCGCCGCCGCCGCCGGGCUCCGCGACACGGUGAGGGAGCGAGUGGCUGCUAUUCGCCGGGUCGCCGCCUCACCCUCGCCUUGGAGAUCAUGUCCAUUCACAUCGUGGCGCUGGGGAACGAGGGCGACGCGUUCCACCAGGACAAUCGGCCGUCGGGGCUCAUCCGCACCUACCUGGGGAGAAGCCCUCUGGUCUCCGGGGACGAAAGCAGCUUGUUGCUGAACGCGACCGGCACGGUGGCGCGGCCGGUGUUCACCGAGUACCAGGCCAGUGCGUUUGGGAACGUCAAGCUCGUGGUUCACGACUGUCCCGUCUGGGACAUUUUUGACAGUGAUUGGUACACAUCACGAAAUCUAAUUGGGGGCGCUGACAUCAUUGUGAUCAAAUACAAUGUAAAUGACAAGUUUUCAUUCCAUGAAGUAAAAGACAAUUAUAUUCCAGUGAUCAAAAGAGCAUUAAAUUCAGUUCCAGUAAUCAUUGCUGCUGUUGGAACUAGACAAAAUGAAUUACCUUGUACAUGCCCACUGUGUACCUCGGACCGUGGGAGCUGUGUUAGUACAACAGAAGGAAUCCAACUUGCUAAAGAACUGGGAGCUACUUAUCUUGAAUUACACAGCCUUGAUGACUUCUACAUAGGAAAAUAUUUUGGAGGAGUGUUGGAGUAUUUUAUGAUUCAAGCCUUAAACCAGAAGACCAGUGAAAAAAUGAAGAAAAGGAAGAUGAAUGGCUCAUUUCAUGGAAUUAGACCACCGCAGCUUGAGCAACCAGAAAAAAUGCCUGUCUUAAAGGCUGAAGCAUCACAUUAUAACUCUGACUUACAUAACCUGCUGUUCUGCUGCCAGUGUGUGGACGUGGUAUUUUACCACCCAGAUGUAAAGGAAGUCAUAGAGGCCCACAAGAUUGUUCUCUGCGCUGUAAGCCAUGUUUUCAUGCUGCUUUUCAAUGUGAAGAGUCCCACUGAGAUUCAGGACUCCAGUAUCGUCCGAACUACCCAAGAUCUCUUUGCUAUAAACAGAGAUACCACAUUUGCAGGUGCUAGCCAGGAGUCUUCAGGCAACCCACCAUUACGAGUCAUUGUUAAAGACGUCCUCUUCUGUUCUUGUUUAUCAGACAUUCUGCGCUUCAUUUAUUCAGGUGCUUUUCAGUGGGAAGAACUGGAAGAAGACAUCAGGAAGAAACUGAAAGAUUCGGGGGAUGUUUCUAAUGUAAUUGAAAAAGUUAAAUGCAUUUUAAAAACACCAGGAAAGAUCAAUUGCCUAAGGAACUGUAAAACCUACCAAGCCAGGAAACCUCUGUGGUUUUAUAACACUUCCCUGAAGUUUUUCCUUAAUAAACCAAUGCUUGCCGAUGUUGUCUUUGAAAUACAAGGUACCACAGUGCCAGCCCACAGAGCCAUCCUGGUGGCCCGUUGUGAAGUGAUGGCAGCCAUGUUUAAUGGGAAUUACAUGGAAGCAAAGAGCGUCUUGAUUCCAGUCUAUGGUGUUUCUAAAGAGACUUUCUUGUCAUUUUUAGAAUACCUAUACACGGACUCUUGUUGUCCAGCUGGCAUCUUCCAGGCCAUGUGUCUCCUGAUCUGUGCUGAGAUGUACCAAGUGUCCAGGCUGCAGCACAUCUGUGAGCUGUUCAUCAUCACGCAGCUGCAGAGUACGCCCAGCCGGGAGCUCGCCUCCAUGAGCCUCGACAUCGUCGACCUACUCAAGAAAGCCAAGUUUCACCACUCUGAUUGCCUCUCCACCUGGCUACUUCAUUUCAUUGCCAGUAACUACCUCAUCUUCAGUCAAAAGCCUGAAUUUCAGGACCUUUCAGUGGAAGAACGCAGUUUUGUUGAAAAGCACAGAUGGCCAUCAAAUAUGUACUUGAAGCAGCUUGCAGAAUACAGGAAGUAUAUUCACUCCCGGAAAUGUCGUUGCUUAGUCAUGUAACCUGGAGUUUUUAUAUGCGUACAUGUCUUUUUUUUUUAUAACUAUGAAGAUUGGGAUGCCUCUGAAUUCCAGUAAAAUUCUUAUAAUAGACUGUAUAUGGGUGAUUAAAAAUACAUCACCAUACAGCUUAAUAUAUUAGUUCUCUUUGCAAAAACACUACUGUGGGUCUUAAAAGGGAACAUAAUAUACUUCAGACUAAAAAACUAAGGCUUCUCUCUAGAAUAUAAAACUGUUGGACAGGUAUGUUCUCCCUUUAAAAUAUCCUGUUCCUUUAGUGACAUUAAAACUUUUUCCAGCUUCAAAAAAAAGUUCAUUAAAUGAACCAUGCAGGAUUAAUACAGAAAUUUCAUCAUGUCUAAGUGCUCUAUUAAAAUAAGGAGCCUUUAAAGACGCAGUGUAUUAUUGGUACAGUCAGAAAUUUAGGGGAAGAACUAAUCAUUCAAACAAGAUUAUGGUGGUGGCAUGCCUCUUGGUUCUGAGUCAGUGACAGUGUUUGGAUGAGUAUCAUGAAGAAAAGUCCGUCUUUCUUCCAUACACUCUUGCCAGCUUGUCUUGUCCUCUCUCUAAGAUUCUGGUUAAGCAGGAAACCUAAUCAGGCUUUAGUGUCUAACCUGUUUCCUGGCUUCAACUUGUAGUGCAGUUGUAAGAUCUUGAAUUCUUAACCACAUUUGGAGAAGGCCUUGUGCUUUCACUUUGCACUGUGCCAGGUGCAGACAUACCAAUUAUGUAUAUUUCCUGAAAAGAAAACUACUGUUGUUUUCAUGCUCAUAUACCAUACUCUGAUAGCAGAAAGAAACUGAUCUCAAGAGAAGAGGGUGUGGCUUGUUGGAGGGAAGAAUGCACAAUUUGGACUGCUGAAAUUUGUAGUACCCAAGACAACUUCUGCCACUUCCAGCGGUAUGUGAAAAAUGCCUUGUGCUAGCUUUGAAACACUUGAUCGUGGCUCAGUUCCAAAUGAAGAAGUAUCUUCUUACUCAUUCUGAAAGAUGAGAAUGUUGGUAAGAAUGACUCAUUAACCUGAUUUUAAUACUACAUGUUUAUAAAGACACAGGAAAAAGAUGCUUGUCAUGACAACUCAAGAAGUGUUCUCUCCUUAGUGUAUUUGGUAAGAUUUGGAUGUCAGUAGUUUUAAUUGCUUGAAUUCUUUCCUGUAGAUUGCAAAGCUAUAUGGUGUGGAGUGAUGUUAGUUUUGUACUUUAAUUAACUUACCCAGUAAGGUAAAAGGAAGGAUAUAAAUCAGACUGUCGUGUGCAGAAAGAAUGCUAGUAGAGAACAGAAUUAGAAUUUGUGUCCUAUCACAUGUAAUGAUGCCAUGAAGCAGCCCGGAGCUGGCAAAGCAGAUUGCUAUUUAUUGUUAGUCUCAUUGUCAUAUGUAAUUUAGUAUCGGAAUGUAUUUUCUUCUAAUUUCCAGUGACUCUAGAAUAUACAUUUUUUCCACAACUUUUCAAAGAUUGAUUAAAGUCUUAUAGUAUUAGGAAUCCAUAUAGUUAACCCUUGUAUGCAUAUCAACACUGUCCAGAGAAGCAGUAACAAUUCUCUAUAGAUAUAUUCCAAGACACCUAACUUUAAUUGGACUGUGGUAGUGAAUAUUACUGGAAUGUAUUUUAUGGACUUUUUUGUGUAUUUUAUUCACUGAAUUAAUUAUUGGCAAAUCUGACUUAACUAGAGUUAGUAUUGUAAAGAAUAGAUACUAGAGCUGACUUCUUAGAAAUCCACUCACAUUUACAAACUUUUACAAUAUAUAACCAUAUCCUCAGCCUGCUUCUUAAUUGUACCAUUUUAGAUUCUAAAACCUUUAGGAAAUUGAGAUAUGUAAGUUGCAAAAUAAAGUAUCAUUUGAAAAUACUAUUUGACUUCUAAAUAGAUUAAAGCUAGUUCUUAGAGUUGGUACUGGGUAGGAGCUGAGGUUGGAAACUGGUCUCCUAGUUGUGGGCCAAUUUUUAUUAUGAAAGUACAUCACCUAUGUAAGUGAUUUAGACAGACAUGAUUUUCCAGAGCUCAUCAGAAUACAGUGUGUUAGGCUUAAACCUGUUUGAAUGUAGACUCUUCAUACUUUUGAAUUCACUCACUUUUAAAUAACAAGAAAUUUACUUAAUGUCUUUGAGGAGUGAUUGUGGUUUUAAGGUUUUUAUGGACUUUGGGCAAUUGAAAUAUUAUUUUUAGAUGGAUGUAUGCUUGUAUUGAUUUCUGCUUCAAUUCCUCUAGCAAUCCACUUGAAUUAGAGAAGAUAUUGUAUAAUAGAAUUAAGGCCCUUGCUUUCUUGGCCAGGUUUUCAUCCUGUUUAGCCAUUUGUAUACCUCUGACUGCUCCAUCUUGCUGGAAGAUGUGUGUUAAUAGAGAACUCUCAGUAUGGUAAUUGAAAUUUACCCUCUCAAAGCCAGCAUGGUGUCUUAAUUUUAGGUAGUGAUAAAAGACUGAAGAAUUGGAUAAAUUUGAGAGCCCAGCUUUUCAACUGUAAUUUUACAAACUACACUACAUUGAUAAAAAUUAGACCUAAAUGUGCUCAAAGAUUAUUUUAUUUAAAGCAUCUGUUUAAUUCAACUUUUAAUAAUUUUGCAAAUAAGGGUAUAUGUGUAUUUUAAUAUAGCCUGAUUGGAAUUUAUAUGUUUUUAGCUUUAGUAUUUAACAUUUUGUAACAAAUAAAAUUUUUUUAAAGCAAGUA
Molecule: messenger RNA, 5150 nt
Organism: Perognathus longimembris pacificus (Pacific pocket mouse)
Lineage: Eukaryota; Metazoa; Chordata; Mammalia; Rodentia; Heteromyidae
Gene: Rhobtb3
Product: Rho related BTB domain containing 3
Exons: 12
Coding region: 656-2488 (610 amino acids)
Biological process (GO): proteasome-mediated ubiquitin-dependent protein catabolic process; regulation of proteolysis
Cellular component (GO): cytoplasm
Molecular function (GO): GTPase activity; ubiquitin protein ligase binding; GTP binding
Source: RefSeq, a predicted model, not a curated record